CCACUCAGGCGGCAGAGAGGCUGCCCUGCUGCAAUGUCACCAUCGUCACCGCUGCUGCAGGCUGCCGGCACCUGUCACCACUGCAGAGGACAGAGGGCCCCCAGGCCAUCAGGGACCCCAGGGCUUUGGGGCACUGCGUGAAGCCGGGAGGUGGCUGGCCAGAUGGGGAGCACAAUGGAGCCCCCCGGGGGUGCAUACCUGCACCUGGGUGCUGUGACGUCCCCCGUGGGCACAGCCCGGGUGCUGCAACUGGCCUUUGGCUGCACCACCUUCAGCCUGGUUGCCCACCGGGGCGGCUUUGCAGGCGUCCAGGGCACCUUCUGCAUGGCUGCCUGGGGCUUCUGCUUCGCAGUGUCACUCCUGGUGGUGGCCUGUGAGCUCACGAAGCUCCACGGCUGCCUCCGCCUCUCCUGGGGCAACUUCACAGCGGCCUUCGCCAUGCUGGCCACGCUGCUGUGUGCCACGGCUGCCGUCAUCUACCCCCUGUACUUCACCCGGCUGCAGUGCCCGCCAGAGCCUGCCGGCUGCGCAGCUAGGGACUUCCGCCUGGCGGCCAGCGUCUUUGCCGGGCUCCUCUUCCUGGCCUACGCAGCGGAGGUGGCCCUAACGCGGGCCCGGCCUGGCCAGGUGGCCAGCUACAUGGCCACGGUGUCAGGGCUUCUCAAGAUCGUCCAGGCCUUCGUGGCCUGCAUCAUCUUUGGGGCACUGGUCCAUGACAGCCGCUAUGGGCGCUACAUGGCCACCCAGUGGUGCGUGGCCGUCUACAGCCUGUGCUUCCUGGCCACCAUGGCUGUGGUGGCUCUGAGCGUGACGGGCCACGCGGGCAGCCUGGGCUGUCCCUUCGACCGCCUGGUGGUGGUGUACACCUUCCUGGCUGUGCUCCUGUACCUCAGCACCGCUGUGAUUUGGCCGGUCUUCUGUUUUGAUCCCAAGUACGGGGAGCCCAGAAGGCCCCCCGACUGUCCCCGGGGCAGCUGCCCCUGGGACAGCCAGCUGGUGGUAGCGAUCUUCACCUACGUCAACCUGCUCCUCUACGUCGCCGACCUCGCCUACUCUCAGAGGAUCCGCUUCGUGCCUACCCUGUAGCCUGGCAAGGCGAAGCCGGCCCACCUCCGCUCUCUGGCUGGGGGUUACAGGCAUGUGUGGGGAACAAGACAUGUGGGUGAGCAGGAGGGGGUCUGAGGACUCAGGCAGACGCUGCACAACGGGCAGCGGACGCCCUUGGAUUUCUGGCGGCACUCAGGGUGGGCUUGGCAGGGCAGAAGAAAGAUGGGGGCAGGAGGCUCUCUGUGCAGGGGACACAGGACAGCUCUCAUUCUUCCUAUCUCUGUCUGUCUCCAUCUGUGUUUCUCUCUCUCUCUCCAUUUCCCAGUCCUUUUCUCCCUGGGUCCAGUACUGGGUCCAGUACUGGGUCCAGCGUUGAUCACUGUAAUGUGGGAAGCCUUGGAGCAGGUACUGCUGAGGCCCAUUCUACAGAUGGGGCAUGCAGGCUAAAUGGACUUCAGAUAUGGCCCAGUGUGUCCUUCAGUGUCUGGAUAUGGCACUCAAGGUGGGAAAUACAUUAGACAGUGGACGAUUUCCAGAGGUGUUGGAAGGGCCACAGACAAGCCCAGGAGAGCACCAGAGCCAGGCCCACGGAGGGGACCGUGAAGCAGAAACCUCCUCUUCAUUUGAAGGGGCAGUGUCCAGAACCCUGGGAAGAGAGCUCUGCUGGGAGCUGUGCCGGCUCACAGAAAAGGAACCCAGAAAUCAGGAGCCUGCUCCACUGGCCUCUGGGGAGUUUCCCAGUGGCCAUGGCCACUGGAAGGCGAGUGCAGACUGGGCUAUGGCCACCCAUGGCUGCCUUCCAGGGCUCAGUGGCUGGAGACAGUGCUGGUAGCCUGGAAGGGCCUGCUGAGCUGGCGGCACCACCAGGAGUCGGGGUCCCAGUGAUGGAGGCCCUGCUCAAUGCCCACUGUGGGCUGUGACACAGAAGCUACUGCAGAGGCUGCUUUGGGAGGUUGGCCUGGUAGGCAACACCGACACAGGGUGAUGGCCUGGCCUGGACAGUCACUGGGACGUGGAGCCUGGGCACCAGGCAUCCAGCUGCCUGCUGCUCCUGACAACCAGGGCCCACAGGCACCAACAUCCUCCAUGUUCCAGCCAGCUUCUCCUGCACAAGAGCUAAGACAAGCCCAGCCUGGACAGGCCCACUGGCCACCAGAGCAGGAGUAUGUGUGUAGCAUCUUGUCAGUUCCUCAGCCCACUGACUGUCCCCAGGACCUUGAGCAGUAAAUAAAUGGAGAUUCCUUUGCAACCUG
Messenger RNA from Sciurus carolinensis (gray squirrel), 2300 nucleotides. It is a transcript of the gene Myadml2, whose product is annotated as myeloid associated differentiation marker like 2. Bases 163 to 1086 code for a protein of 307 amino acids. The transcript has a single exon. Gene Ontology annotation, cellular component: membrane. Lineage: Eukaryota; Metazoa; Chordata; Mammalia; Rodentia; Sciuridae. The record is from RefSeq and is a predicted model, not a curated record.